AUGGCUCCAUCCGCAGACAGGCUGGGAUACUGGGGGCGGCCAACCUCAACGCUAGAUUGGUGUGAGGAUAAUUAUGUCGUCUCUUUCUACAUCGCAGAAUUCUGGAACACUGUCAGCAACCUGAUUAUGAUCCUGCCUCCCAUCUACGGUGCCAUCCAGACGUAUAAAGAUGGCCUAGAGUUCCGCUACGUCUACUCUUUUCUGGGACUGGCAGCUGUUGGCAUUGGUUCCUGGUGCUUCCAUAUGACGCUGCAAUAUGAGAUGCAGUUGCUGGAUGAGCUGCCAAUGAUCUACAGCACCUGUGUCUUUGUCUACUGUCUAUAUGAAUGCUUCAAGCAAGAAAACACUCUGAGUUUAUUUUCUAUCACAUUGUUAUUGUUCUUCAGUGUCUCAGUCAGUGUGGUGUAUUUACAAUGGAAAGAGCCAGUAUUUCACCAGGUCAUGUAUGGUGCGCUUGUAGCCUGCUUGGUGAUGCGUUCUAUCUUCAUAGUUACAUGGGUGUACCCCUGGCUCAAACCUAUGUGUUACAUCUCCCUGAGUGUCUUCCUGCUGGGGUUCCUGUUGUGGAACAUUGAUAAUCUGGCAUGUGACUCACUCAGAUCCACCAGGCAGAGACUGCCCCCUGUUGUUGGGGCGGUGACACAGUUCCAUGCCUGGUGGCACAUCCUCACAGGCCUGGGCUCCUACCUACACAUACUCUUCAGCCUCCAGAUACGGUCAAUCUACCUCAAACACAGACCAAAAGUAAAGUUUAUAUGUGGAGUGUGGCCCAUGUUGCACAUGGAGGCUCAGAAGACAAGCUGAGUGGCUGGGGACCAUGAAGGAGGGUGACUACCAUACAACAGGCAUCAGCAAAGGGACCUGACCUGCCAGUCUGCCAACUCCCCCUCUGCUGUCUCUGGGACACAUACUG
Molecule: messenger RNA, 913 nt
Organism: Salvelinus namaycush (lake trout)
Lineage: Eukaryota; Metazoa; Chordata; Actinopteri; Salmoniformes; Salmonidae
Gene: acer3
Product: alkaline ceramidase 3
Exons: 11
Coding region: 1-804 (267 amino acids)
Biological process (GO): phytosphingosine biosynthetic process; ceramide metabolic process
Cellular component (GO): endoplasmic reticulum membrane
Source: RefSeq, a predicted model, not a curated record